This is a messenger RNA of Olea europaea var. sylvestris, 1103 nucleotides long. RefSeq names its product reticulon-like protein B11. NCBI's taxonomy places the organism in Eukaryota, Viridiplantae, Streptophyta, Magnoliopsida, Lamiales, Oleaceae. Bases 1 to 861 code for a protein of 286 amino acids. The transcript is spliced from 7 exons. The record is from RefSeq and is a predicted model, not a curated record.
AUGAAUCCUAUGGGAAAGCAAUACCACUUGUUGUUCAUCUUCUUUUUUCUUUACUCUCUGAUAUUUACUUCAGUACUUUAUGUCACAGCUCGACCAUUGUUGAAUGAACCAAGCCAGGUAAAUCAAAUGAGCCCACCAACAAAGUUAGUGACGACAUUCAAGUCAAGUCCGGAUAAAGGGAAAAGAUCACAAGACUUGCAUAAAACUAUUGGUUGGGUUAAGCACUCUGGACCCAGUCCCGGAGAGGGACACAAAAUCCAUCGAUGCUCUGUCCAUCUCGCGAUCGGCAGCGGCGCAGUUGCAAAUGUGUUGUUGUGGAAGAAUUGGUUUGGGAGUGCUGCUCUGCUUAUCGGUUCCACCGCCCUUUGGUUACUAUUUGAAAGAGCAGGCUAUAAUCUCUUAUUAGUUAUUUCAAAUGUCUUAUUGUUGCUUGUAGUGAUGUUGUUCUUCUGGGCCAAAUCUGCAUUAUUUCUCAAUAGACCUCUGCCUCCUGUUCCUAAUCUGGACAUUUCCGAGGAAUCUGUUGUGAAAGCUGCAGAUGAGAUGCGAGUUUGGGUAAAUCGAGCAUUAUCCAUUGCACACGACAUUGCCAUUGGUGGAAAGUUGGGACUGUUUGUUCAGGUCUUUUUAGGCUUGUGGAUGAUCUCCUACAUUGGAGGUUUCUUCAACUUCCUUACCCUGUCUUAUAUUGCGGUUCUUCUUAGUUUAUCACUACCUGUCUUGUACGCCAAAUACCAAAAGCAAAUCGAUGAAAAGCUGAUUAUAGCGCGUCAGAUUAUUCAGACACAGUACCGGAAAAUCGAUGAACAAAUAUUGAGAAAGAUUCCAAUGCCUUCAAACAAUGAUAAGAAGACCCAAUAGAUUCAGUUUUGGUGUUAUUUGUAGGUGGCAAUAGCAUCAGGAGAGGGGAAUUUGAUUGAGAAAAUUAGAGGAGUGCAAAACGGAAUUGAUGUCGCAAAUGUUGUAUGCGUUGAAGCCAAGGGUUUGGAACUCAAGGAAGAUAAUGUUCAUUCAACAACACAAACUGAAGUAGAAUUGGGACAUGUUGGAUGAAGCUUCUCACCCAUUUUUUAACAAACCCCCCCCCCCCCCCCCCCCCCCCC